GUCCGGGUAGGUCUACGUGGUGAGGAGUGGGACCCCUGUCGUGCACCGACACCACGAUGGAUGAUUAUUCGAUGUAUGGGAUACUUGUUGGGUUCUCCCUCUGGGGGACCCUCUGGCGUCUCCUCUUUCCUCUGGGCUUUUGGCCCACUUUCACGUGUAGAGUAGGGCCCACUCGAGGUGGGACUUCCACCACCCCCUACAAGAAGGAGGAGGAGGAGAAGAUGGCCGCCCUUCUACAGAAGAAGAAGGAGAAGAAGGAGGCCAAGAAGAGGGCCUUGAAAGAGGAGCAGGCGGCCAAGCUGAAGAAGAUAGAGGAAGAAAUGGUCAGGGAGAAAGAGAGGUUGAUGAAGGAAGAAGAAGAGAAGUUGAAAGAGGUGGAAGCGGAAGAGGAAGAUCCGCCACUGCAAARGAGUAGUGGACAGCAUGGCGGCAACCCUGGUGGAGACCUGGAGAAGAGGAUAUCAGAAUGGGUUGCCAAUUUGACUGUGGGAGAAGAGGAGGAAGUUAACAUGUACAUCCCACAAGAUGAGCAAGAGGCAGCCAUGAGGGCUUGGAAUGCAGAGAAAGACCCUCUUAAACGACGGGCGUUGGAGGAUGAGAAACGGAUGGAGUGGAAGUUGGCAGUGAUGAGAGAAAAAAAGAGGAGGAUGGAGAAAGCAGCAGAGGCGGCAAAAGCUUUGGAGGAAGUGAAAACGAUAAAACAACAAUUAGCCGCCCAACCUGAUUUCUCAAAUCAGAUGCGAAUCGUGGCUCGAAGCAUUGCAUGCCUAGCACGAGUUCAGGCAGAUCAAUAUGAUUUCAGCAGAAGCCAGGAUAUCGCUGUGCGUUCGAUGAAAAUGGGCUUUCGAGACUUUGCUCGUGAGCUGGUAGGCACCGUUGGAGUCGAGGUGGGUCAUCGCCUCGACAAGACUGAACGGUUCUGCACCGGCGCCAUUGAAGGCGUCAAGGCGGCAGCUCCCAAGGAGGAGGAAGCACGUCCUCCCCGUCGGGAGCCAGUCAAAGUCAAGUUCCCCGAUUCCUACAGCGGAAGGAGGGAAGAAAACUUUGACAAUUGGGAGGCCAACGUUAAGACCUAUGUGCACUUGCAACAGGUCUCCCUAGAUCAGCAAGUUUUAAUUGCUAUCCACGCGCUGAGAGAAGAGGCCGCCAGUUUUGCAAGGUCCCUAGUUCGCGCUGCCAACUGUAGUGAUGAUCCCGUUGCGUACUCCUCAUUUACAUCCCUCACCGAAUUUCUGAAGUUGCUACGCGAGCGAUUUGCUGAUGUCGCUCGMGGUGUCAGGGCCUCAGACAAACUCCAAGCCAUCCAUUCCCGUAAAUGGAAGAGUGCUAGGGCACUCAAGGGUACAAUGGAUGAGUUGGUGGCCGUCCCUGACCAUAAGGUCACAGAAGCCCAACUGGUCAACCUCUUUUACCGGGCUAUGUCCGAAGCCUUUCGAGGGCAGUUCUUCGCGAAGAGCGAAGACCCUGCCACCACUUAUGAUUCCCUUAGUCGAGAGGUGGUGGCUUUUGAAGCAAAGUCAGUGUCCCUGUCUACUUUCUGGCACAAAGACUUGGACAGGGGUAAGCAAUGGAAAGGCCGCACUAUCUCAGGGCAGGUAAAGACUAAGGAUAGCCUUGUCCUGACUUUAGAUGAGGGUAGUGUGGAAGAGAUUCCCUACGACCAGAUCGAGUGGGGAUUAGAGGAGGCGGACAGCGGUGUGGGCCAAGGGAGAUCUUACGCUGCUGUCGCGGCCGGAGGGAGGCCGUAAGGAGGAAGAGGCCAGGGCCAAGGGGGCCGGGCCUCAGGGAGUCGAUUUGAGGGCGAUCAGGGGGUUGGCGGYAGAGGAGGAAACCGCCAAGCGGGAGGCAGGGGUCAAGGUUCCCCGCAAAACCGUCCUUGGAAUAGGGCUCCCUAUAGAAUAGGAGGAUGGCACCCAGGGCUACCUCAGGGUAGGCCUUGGGAAUCUUUGGGUYUGGACCAGGCUUUAUGGCAACAACGAUUGGACCGGGGCCAGUGCAUUUUCUGCGGUGACCCGGGCCAUAUCAUCAAAUAUUGUCCUAAGUAUAGAGAGACCCGAACGGCUGCCCCAGGGCCAAAAGGCAGCCGCCGGUAGGGGUAGCAACUGCCCCAACCACUAGGCCAUGUGGGGAAAAUAGCGCUAGCCGGCAGGAGACUCCUACACCACAUGUGCCUAUGGCAGAGGUUGCAGGCCGGUGUCUAGAUAGCUGCCCAGAGACCGCUUGUGUUAGGAUCUCUCUAGACACCUCCCUCACAGGCGUGGCCAAGGAAUUGAAGGAGAGGAUGCCCGCCUGGGCCAAGAUGAAGAAGGAGAACAAAGGGCAGCUUAUAUU
Messenger RNA from Chara braunii, 2331 nucleotides. The record is from the annotation of a GenBank genome assembly. NCBI's taxonomy places the organism in Eukaryota, Viridiplantae, Streptophyta, Charophyceae, Charales, Characeae.